AUGACUCAAUCAUCGGUAAGUACCGGAAUAAUAAACAACGAAAUAUAAAACAUGUUUACAUUUAUAUAUUUUAACCGUCGGAUUUUAUUUUACACAGGGUAUCGCACACAUUUUCGGUUCUGCCGUUUACAGUUUGAACCCGGAAAAUUGUGAUGCUAUGUAUAGGAAAAUUAGAGCACUGCCGGUGACGAAAAGAAGUCACCUAAACGUCGUCGCCGGCGUAAUACGCUCUAAAGUAAGAACGAUUAUAGAUAAUAAGCAUCGAGCACGGAUAUUUUUUAACGUGAUCAAUGAUCGUAAUGUCGCGCGUAUUACAUCCCGUUUAGGCUAUGGCACGUCCGAAGUAUAUUAAAUUGUAUGCGACAAUGUGCGCUAGGUUGAUUAACGGCGGCUUUGACGGUGCGCGUCCCGGUUCUGGGCCGGCAUUCCAAACAGCAUUGCUACCGAAAUGUUACGACGAUCUUAAAGAAUGUUGCAAGAUAUCGGAGGUACCGUCAGCGUUGUUAAGCAUUUGAGUAAAAGUAUACGAGUGUAUUGGUGUUUAAAUUCUUUUCCAAGAAUUUAAUACGUAUUUUAAAAUACUGUUCAUUUAUAAGUAUUGGAAUACAUUUUAAAUAGUUGUUUCCACCAUUCAAUACUGGAGUAAUAAAUACUUAACCUAAAAUACUUUUUCUGAAUUUUCAAUAUAAAUCGAUGUAUGACUAUGUUAACUAUCACCGUUAAAAAAUUAUUAUGUCUUGCCCAAAAGUUAAAAUAUCGAAAGACCAUCAACGGUAGGGCACGCAAUACCAUUCAGAAGUUUGGCAACAAGUUAAUUUGCUUUACCGAACUCAAAUUUUUCUAUGUCUCGCGUGUGCAAGACGGAGACAGUCGAAUAUAUCGGUGCGGCGUCCUUUCAAGAUGAUAACAAUAAUAUUGCCGAAUAACUGAGUUAUAUUCGUUAUAAAUUAUAAUUGUAUUAUUAAUUUAUCGUUUGUUUGAAAUGCACGCCACAUUCUACGGCAUGCCGUUGACGGCGGUCAGGCCGGCACACCCACUUUUUCUCCGAUAAUUAUGCAAUAUUUUAUAAUCAAACAUUUUGUAUUAAUAACCGAAUACGGUAAUAACAAACAUUUUUAUUAUUCAUCUCUCUGGCUUGCCCAGAGGAAUAUUUCUAGCUACGCCUCUGGGCAAUCUCCUCUCGGUUGUUAUACUAUGCUAACCUAGUACCGUACGUGUUUUGGAUUUUUCGUAUUUUUCGAUUUUAGAUAAUUAUAUAUUAUUUAUUGGGCCGUUACGCUUAUUCAAGUCGCGUUCGCCUCCACUGUCAUUUGGACAUUCGAAAAAUUACUAUAAUUUGUUGCUCGCGAUUUUUUUUUAAUAUAAUAUACUUAAUAUAAUAUUUCAAAAUUAUUUUUUACAACACCGGUCACUGAGUAUCGACACAAAAUCUAAUAUUAAAUUUCGAUUCCCGUAUAAAAACUACGUUAUUAAUACUCAAUAAUCAUGUUUUAGACGAGGCAAUGCUCGGAACGCCGGGCCAAUGAUUUCAUAUCGAAUUGUCAGUACGUUUUCAAUAUUUAUAAUUAUAAUAUACAUCGCGAUUGUUUUUUUAUUUUAUUUGAUAUUAUUUAUGCGUUUUGCCGUUUUAUAGGUUCAUAGGCGAAUUGUUCAAAUUCGGGGUUUAUCCCAAAGAAAUAGUAUGGUCGUUCGUAAACGAUCUGGUGAAUGGACACGCUUGUGAAGUACAAGUCCGAUGCUUGUGCGCCCUCUUGACGUUGGUCGCACCGAAACUGUCUGAGGUAAAAUACGCAUUUGUAUAAAAAAAAAAAUUGAAUAACAUUAUAAUAUGCGCACUCGAUAAUAACGCAUGUUAAAAUCAAUAACCAAUAGACUUACUUCGUGACAAGGGAGAUGUUGUUAGAAAUGCAAAGGAAUUUAAACUCUACAAUUACUUCAGUAUCCGACGUGCUCGACGACGAAUAUGGCACCUCCGUCAUAACCGAGUGCAGGGAAGAAGUGAAUGGCGAUGCGAUGCAGCCCGCGAUCGAAACAUCGAUCGAUUCGGUCAAUCCGGAACCCAGUAGCGAUUCGAUAAUCAUAUCCGCAAAUCGCGAUAUCACCGCCAAUAACGACUCGCUUACGUUCAAUGAGGCCCAAGGUGGUUUCGCGUUUCGUCAGCGUUAUUACACUACAUUGAGCUAUAGUUCAGUUGGAUUCCCAUUGACGGGAAGUUUAUUUUCACCCAUAUCUGAAAAAUGUUUUAAUUCGAAACAAGGACCGUUGCCAGGAGUUUCACUGGAUAUGAUCGAUUCAUCAAUUCCCGAUGGCCCGACACGUGAUAGGUGGUCCGUAGGAGCUUUACUAUCCUCAAAAUCUACAGUCACAGGAGUUCUAGUGGGAUUUAGUAUUGCUUGGUUAGUUAAAAUUGUUCCUGCAGUUUUGCGUAAAUGGGUUUUUUAA
Molecule: messenger RNA, 2442 nt
Organism: Cinara cedri
Lineage: Eukaryota; Metazoa; Arthropoda; Insecta; Hemiptera; Aphididae
Source: the annotation of a GenBank genome assembly